AUGUCACAAUAUUUACCAUCUUUAUUCUCUUUAAUUUUGAGAGACUGGAAAAAGAAACCUCUUAUAUACAAAUCUCCACUACUAUCUGCCUCGAUUUUUGAGUCACUUGCUAUCGAAAUCCCACUAAAAAUUCUGUGCUUUCUUAAGGGAAAAAUGAACAGGCCAGGAGAUUGGAACUGCAGGUCAUGCCAGCACCUGAAUUUCCAGAGGAGGGACUCAUGCCAGCGAUGUGGAGACCCCAGGCCCGGCGAAAGAGGUGACUACGGAAGUUUAGGUGGCGGACGAGCUGCCUUGUCCUUCGGCUUCACCGGCCCAGAUGUAAGGCCAGGCGACUGGUACUGCACUGUUAGCAACUGCGGCGCCCACAACUUUGCCAGCCGCUCCAGCUGCUUCAAAUGUGGCGCCCUCAAGGACGACUGCUCAGGCAGCGGUGGCGGAGGAUUUGAUAGUGAAAUGUCUCGAGCUCGAGGGUUCGGGCUCGGAGGCAGCAGCCGCUCCGGAUGGAAAUCUGGGGACUGGAUUUGCGCUAGGUCAGGGUGCAAUGAACAUAACUUUGCAAGCAGGAUGGAGUGUUUCAGGUGCAAUGCACCAAGGGAAUCCAGCAGCAAGUUUUCCAACUAA
Molecule: messenger RNA, 621 nt
Organism: Fraxinus pennsylvanica
Lineage: Eukaryota; Viridiplantae; Streptophyta; Magnoliopsida; Lamiales; Oleaceae
Source: the annotation of a GenBank genome assembly